AUGUCAGAACCAGUCCCUCAAGAGACUCAAGCCGCCCCUCCAGCAGUAGAAGCCACGACCGCUCCUGCUCCCACCCAAGCUGGCGAGGGUGAAACACCAGCUGGACCCUCUAAAUCAGAAUUGAAGAAGAGGGCCAAAGAAGCUGAAAAGGCCAAGAAGGCCGCUGAGCGAGCCGCAAGGGAAGAGGAGGAAAGGAAGAAGAGAGAGGCUAAGGAAGCUGAGGAUCAUGCCAAACAAAAUUACGGGAAAUUGCCUUUGCACCAAAGCCAGGAGAGAAACCACCGCAAAUUCCUCAAGUUUGCUGAACUCUCGCCUGAAUCCGUUGGUCAAAGGGUAAUCUUCCGAGCUAGAAUGCACAACUCCCGAGCUCAAGGUGCCAAGAUCGUCUUCCUCGCUUUCCGACAACAAACCCACACCCUCCAAGGUGUACUCGUUGUAUCAGGUGAAAAGGAUGAAAAUCAAGUGUCAAAACAGAUGCUCAAAUAUUCUCAACUUAUCCCUUCCGAAUCCAUUGUUCUCGUCGAGGGAGUGAUAAAAUCAGCCGAAGUAAAGAGUUGUACAAUCACCAAUUAUGAAGUUGGUAUUCACAAGCUCUUCACUGCUGUCGAAGUUGGAGAUCUUCCAUUUUCAAUUGACGAUGCUUCUCGAGCCGAAGCUGAUUUCGAGAAAGCAGAGAAGGAUGAGAACCUCCAAUACUCUAGGGUAGCUCUUCCUACUCGACUCGAUAACAGAGUAAUGGAUUUGAGGACACCUACCAACCAAGCAAUCUUCAGAAUCCAAUCUGCCGUCGGUCAGCUCUUCAGAGAUUACCUCAACUCUCAAGGAUUCAUUGAAAUUCAUUCUCCCAAAUUACAAGGUGCUGCUACUGAGUCAGGAGCAAGUGUCUUCAAGGUUCAAUAUUUCAAUGGGACCGCUUUCCUUGCUCAAUCUCCUCAAUUGGCUAAACAGAUGGCUAUUGCUGGAGAUUUCGAGAGGGUAUAUGAGAUUGGACCUGUAUUCCGAGCCGAAGAUUCCAAUACUCAUCGACACAUGACCGAAUUCAUGGGUCUCGAUCUCGAAAUGGCCUUUGAAGAGCACUACCAUGAAGUUUUGGAAGUUCUCGACGAAAUGUUGAAAAACAUCUUCAAGGGAUUACAAUCUAAAUUCCAGCAUGAGAUUGAAGUCAUCAAGAAACAAUUCCCUCAUGAAGAUUUCUUGUUCUUGGAUGAAACUUUGAAAUUACCUUUCAAGGAAGGUAUCAAGAUGCUCAAAGAGGCUGGGGCGAAGGGCAGUGACGGUGAGGAAUUGGGAGAGUUGGAUGAUUUGAGUACUGAAAAUGAGAAAUUCCUCGGUCGACUCGUUCGUGAAAAGUACAAAACCGACUAUUUCAUCCUCGAUAAGUUCCCCUUGGCCAUCAGACCAUUCUACACCAUGCCUGAUCCCACCGACUCGACUCUCUCCAACUCGUACGAUUUCUUCAUGCGUGGUGAAGAGAUCUUAUCAGGUGCUCAGAGAGUACACGACCCCGUGUUCUUAGCUGAACGAAUGAAGUCGGUCGGAAUCGACCCAGCUUCAAUGACUGGUUAUUUGGAUGCCUUCAAGUUGGGUGCUCCGCCCCAUGCCGGAGGUGGUAUCGGUUUAGAAAGAGUUGUGAUGUUGUUCUUGAAAUUGGGUAAUAUAAGAAGAGCGAGUUUGUUUCCUAGAGAUCCAAAGAGGUUGAAUCCUUAG
Molecule: messenger RNA, 1707 nt
Organism: Kwoniella botswanensis
Lineage: Eukaryota; Fungi; Basidiomycota; Tremellomycetes; Tremellales; Cryptococcaceae
Product: aspartate-tRNA(Asn) ligase
Exons: 10
Coding region: 1-1707 (568 amino acids)
Biological process (GO): aspartyl-tRNA aminoacylation
Cellular component (GO): cytosol; cytoplasm; aminoacyl-tRNA synthetase multienzyme complex
Molecular function (GO): aspartate-tRNA ligase activity; ATP binding; RNA binding
Source: RefSeq, a predicted model, not a curated record